AUGGGCGACCCCUUCCUUGAUGACCAAAACAUCAGUACCGAGGACGUCGUCUUCACAAAAGCCGACGGCGAGCUGCAGAAGCUCGCAUGGCGUCUCAACGGCAAGGCAUGGGCUGCCCCCAUGAGCAUUGACGACUACGUAGCCCGGGAGACACACUUGUCGCAGCAGGCGCUGUCCAAAGACGGGCGUUGCAUCUACUGGGUCUUAUCCCACAAGGACGACCCUACUCACAUUGUUGCUUCGUGCGAGUCCGUUGAAAAGACCGUCUUCAUCGCCGGACGCGGCACAGGCAUCAACGACGGCUUCGUGGAAGCAAAGGCUUAUGCUAUCGCCAGUGUGUAUACAAACCCCAAGUAUAGGCGAUUGGGGAUGGCUGCAUACAUGAUGGAGAAGCUCCAGGAGCACAUGGACGCCGACAGUGAGUGCAGUGCGCUGUACAGCGAUAUCGGCAAAAUAUACUACGCCAACCUUGGCUGGGCCGUCUUUCCCUCAGAUCAGGCGACCAUCUACCUGGAAUCAGAGGACUUCAAGCUCCCAGAGCACCCGGCGACAAGAUAUCUCACUUUGGGCGAGCUGGAGCCGCUGUGCGACAAGGACGUGGCCGCAGUCAAGGCCAAAUUCCAGGCACUCGCCGCUGACCACAAGAAGACACACGUGGCCUUCUCGCCCAACUAUCCGCAGAUCGCAUGGCAGCUGGCCCGGGAGCAGUUCAUGGCUGGCGUCCUGCACAAGCGCGAGAUCAAGCACCGAGGUGCCAUCACACAUAGCCGCAAGGCCUGGAUGUAUUGGGAUCACGACUGGCGCGAGGGCAAGCUUAAAAUCAUGCGGAUCGUCACUCUUGACCACGACCCGGAGACAGGUGUGAAGGUCAUGGAGGAGCAUAAGAUCGUCGACGUCUUGGAGCUGCUGCGGGCGGCAGCUGCGGAAGCCACCGAGUGGGGACUGCGGAAGAUUUUGAUCUGGAAUCCCGACCCGACUGUGACUCAGGGGAUCAAGGGCUUCCAUAACUACCAUGAGGAUGAUGUUGAUGUUAUCUUUGAUGAGAGGUACGAGGGCUCAAUCCCGAGUCUCAGGUGGAAAGGGGGAAGGAGCACGGAGAACACGGUGUGGGAGGACAAUUCUUACUACGCAUGGUGCUGA
Messenger RNA from Diaporthe citri, 1140 nucleotides. RefSeq lists its product as uncharacterized. The coding region runs from base 1 to 1140 and encodes 379 amino acids. The transcript has a single exon. NCBI's taxonomy places the organism in Eukaryota, Fungi, Ascomycota, Sordariomycetes, Diaporthales, Diaporthaceae. Gene Ontology annotation, molecular function: acyltransferase activity, transferring groups other than amino-acyl groups. The record is from RefSeq and is a predicted model, not a curated record.